AGACGUAAGUAGCCAGUCUAGGAGAAGACGACACCGUGGAGCUCGUGACGAGUCAUGCCGACAAUUUAAUGACCUAAAUUUCCCUCCAAGACAAAAAGGAAAAUAUCUGAAGGCCCAAAAUAGCAUCUUGUGUUCACGCGUCACUGUAUAUAAGGGAUUAAUGUCGAUAGAUCCUCUUAAACCUUGGGAAAAUCUUCCAGCAAGUGACAUCACAGACUCCGCGAUUGUGCAGCCGUCUGCCAGUUGUUGCUGCCCUGAUUUGUUGGAAGCAGUCUUCUGUUUGGAUCAUUUUAAUAAUAAUAUUAAACGAUUCUGGCGUUGGAACAUAUUUCAAAUGAACUACUACAUAGCACUGAAUGCAGAAUUUGGAAUUUGAAUGAUCUUUUUUGUGUGAAAGAGAAUUUUUUUUUAAAAACCAAGGAAAAAAAAAAUCGCAUUUUGAAAUAAACACAAACGAGACAAGACGAAACGGAAAUUAAAAAAACAGUUGCUUAACAUAUUCAUUAAUUCAAAAAAUAAGUUUGAAAAUUUAACAACCCUGAAGAAGGAUGCAACGAAUCAGGGCAUCAAUUGGAUCUGCAGUGAUGAUCGUUUUUAUUGCUUCAGUGGCGGGAAGAGGUCGUCUGGUCGACCCUCCCAACAGAUCCAGUUUGUGGCGGGAAGGUUACCCACUACCGAUCAACAUAAAUGAUUCUGAUGUAAAUUGUGGAGGUGAUCGGCUUCCGUAUUUGCCGUUCGAUCUGGAGGGGGGAUGGUGUGGUGUAUGCGGAGAUGCUAUUUUUGAACCACGUGACCACGAACUGGGUGGACUGUACGUGCCACAGUACAUCGUGACCAGACGGUACUCGGCCAACUCCAAGUACAUUAAUGUGGCAGUCCUCGUUGAGAACUUUUUAGGCGGGUAUUUCGAGUUCAGCAUAUGCGCUCAAAAGUCUCGUUCUGAAAAAGUCAGCCAAGAAUGCUUUGAUGAACAGAGACUCCGAAUUGCGGGAUAUGGGACCAACUAUUUCCCGCUCAGAACCGGUCUGCACCGGUUGAUGCUGGUCAUACCAACGCUUCUGCGAUGCCAGCACUGUGUUCUGCAAUGGCGCUGGAUUACAGAAAAAUUCACCUUUAACAACUGCAGUACGUUUCCAAUGCCAAGAACGUGCUUGAUACCAUGGCAAUAUCGAAACUGCGCAGACAUAUCCAUUUCCGGUACAUCGAUGCCAACAGAAGAUUACCUGGACAGUCUGGAUGAAGUCAUGUCGGAAAUAACAGAGGCCGAGGGAAAUCCGUUCUGGAUGUUUCGGCUUUUCAACAACCCCUCUAUGUUUAGAUUUUUAGGUACAUUGUUUGGUAUGUAGUUAGACACAAAUCAUCAUUCCAUUUAAGUUCCAUUUGCUGAAAAGUACCAAAAUAAUAUACGCUUGCAAUGACUUCCAGAAAUAAUGCCUGAACGAGAGAAAGAUGUUAGAUUUACUGAUUAAAACAAAAUACAUAUAAUACCAAAUUUAAAAAAAAUAAAUCAUGUCGGUUAUAUGUACUGAAAAAAGAGCCUCAAACAUAUAAACAACAGUAAACGUAAACCAUUAUGCAUUUGGCGUUUGCUUUGUUUUGCAUUUUUAAUCAUUGCAGUUGUCACAUUUGACAUUGUGUUAACUCGGGUGGAUUUCGCAAAUUCAAAAUCUCGUGGUUUCCUUGAAUCAAACAUAUUUACUUGUAUAUAAAAUACAAAAGGAUUGGGCACAAGUUAUCUAACUUACGAGGCCCUCUCCUAAUUAACACUAUCUGUGAUUACAACUAUUUUUAAGAAUAUAAAUAUUCGUAAAAACGUCAAUACAUAGAAAGGCAAACAAAACAAAUACAUAAUGUUAUGAAAGUGAAAAAGGAAAUAAAACAAUCAAAAUAAAAGUGGGUUUUUUUCCCAGACAGCCAGACUGUGAUUUAUUUAGUUGGACUUGUCUAGGGAAAUAAAUAAAUAAAUAAAUAAAUAAUAAGUAAUUAAAACUAUCAUAAUUUGUUUUUUUUAAAUCCAAGCCUGGUGGUAGUACGAAAUCAAAUAACUUCCGGCUGGGUCAAUGUUCGAGGUG
This is a messenger RNA of Gigantopelta aegis, 2072 nucleotides long. RefSeq lists its product as uncharacterized. The record is from RefSeq and is a predicted model, not a curated record. Lineage: Eukaryota; Metazoa; Mollusca; Gastropoda; Neomphalida; Peltospiridae. The coding region runs from base 549 to 1346 and encodes 265 amino acids. The transcript is spliced from 3 exons.